Messenger RNA from Aspergillus japonicus CBS 114.51, 681 nucleotides. RefSeq names its product SUR7/PalI family protein. Gene Ontology annotation, biological process: cortical actin cytoskeleton organization; septin cytoskeleton organization; endocytosis. The record is from RefSeq and is a predicted model, not a curated record. The transcript has 3 exons. Gene Ontology annotation, cellular component: membrane raft; cell cortex; plasma membrane. NCBI's taxonomy places the organism in Eukaryota, Fungi, Ascomycota, Eurotiomycetes, Eurotiales, Aspergillaceae. The coding region runs from base 1 to 681 and encodes 226 amino acids.
AUGUUCCUGACUCUCCUGGGCGGCGCGACCAACACCCGACCCCUGAACGAGAUCUACUUCCUGCAGGUGGACACGAGCAACAUCCCGGGGGCACCCUCGCUAUCCCGCUGGACGUUCUGGCAGCUAUGCGCCGUGGUGAAUGGCAAGAGCCAAUGCGGCUCGUCUCACCCGGACUACCCCUUCGACCCCCCCAGCUCGCGCAACUUCGGCACCACCACUAACAUCCCCGCUGCGUUCGUCGGAACGAACCACUACUUCCUGACCUCGCGGUUCUCCUUCCCCUUCCUGCUGAUCGCCCUCUUCUUCGGCGUCAUCUCCCUCCUCACCGGCUUCCUGGCCAUGUGCACGCGCAUCGGAAGCUACCUGUCCUCGCUGAUGGCCUGGAUCGCCCUAGUCUUCCAGAUCAUCGCCACCUGCUUGAUCACUGCCGUCUACGUCCAAGGCCGGAACAAGUUCAAUGCCAACAACCAAACCGCCCGGCUGGGCGUCAAGGCCUUCGCCUUCAUGUGGACCGCCGUCGCCUGUCUCUUCAUCGCCUGCCUGGCGUACUGCAUGGGCGGCGCGACGGGCCGCAAGGACCGCGGCCGGGGCUACAGCGGCCGCGAGCAUCGCCGCAAGGGCUUCUUCUCGUCCGCUCGCUCCAACAGCUUGAGGAGUAACAAGGAGACUGCCGCGGUCUAA